CAUUCCCCUCCCUUCCCCUCCGCGGUCUCCACUCAGCUCGUCCGCAGCAGUUGCCUUCUUGCCUGGCUCUCACUCCAGAGAUGGCCGCGAAAGUGUGCAGACUCGUCCUGUCCCGGAGCGGCGUUGCGGCAGCCUCUCCCUUUUCCUCCUCACACCGACAUCAGCCACACACCAGCACGGAGGUUUUGUCUGGGCCAUUUGUCCACCAGAGUGUGAGGAAAGGACACGGCCUGAGGUCCACUGGCAGGGCAGCGCUCUUCAGCCAGCCCAGAGCCUCCCUCCCUUCCCAGGGCUGGAAGGGGACUCCCACAUGGCAGGCUCAGAGACUGCUGUGCUCACCUGCUGCCUCAGAAGAGGUGACGGUGGUGUAUCAGAACGGCUUGCCGGUGGUCUCGGUGAAGUUGCCAUCUCGACGGGAGCGCUGUCAGUUCACUCUGAAACCGCUCAGCGACAGCGUGGGCGUGUUCCUCCAGCAACUACAGGCCGAGGAUCGGGGCAUCGACCGAGUCGCCAUCUACUCCAUAGAUGGCGCGAGGAUAGCCUCCUCUACGGGGAUUGACAUUCUGCUGCUGGACGACUUCAAGCUGGUCAUUAAUGACACUACGCAUCUGGUGCGGCCACCUAGAAGAGAGCUGUUGGCCCACGAGGAAGCCGAGCGGCUGAACGAUGUGAAGUUUCUGGUGCAGCAGCUCUACACCACCCUCCGCAUAGAGGAGCACCAGCUCAGCAAAGAGAGAGAGCUGAUUGGACGACUGGAGGACCUCAACUCCCAGCUCCGCCCACUGGAAAAGGUGAGGGAGGAGCUAAGUAAGAAGGCGGAGCGCCGAACCACCUGGGUGCUGUGGGGGGGCAUGGCCUACAUGGCCACUCAGUUUGGCGUGCUGGCACGACUCACCUGGUGGGAGUACUCAUGGGAUAUCAUGGAGCCCGUCACCUACUUCAUCACCUACGGCACAGCCAUGGCCAUGUACGCCUACUUCGUGCUCACGCGCCAGGAGUAUAUUUACCCCGAUGCCAGAGACAGGCAGUAUCUGCUGUUCUUCCACAAGGGGGUGAAGAGGACACGCUUUGACAUUGAAAAGUACAACAAACUGAAGGAUGCUAUUGCUGAGGCGGAGUUGGACCUGAAGCGUCUGAGAGAUCCUCUCCAACUGCAUCUCCCCAUCCAGCAGAUCAGCACCAGCAAGGAUUGACGGGAAGAGUGAAAGCCUCCCUUCCUCCUUCCCUCCCUCUCCCUCUUUCUCUCUCCCUCUCUCUCUCCCUCUCUCCGUCCACACCUUUUUCAUUUCUUGUUUUGGUUACCUGUUCUUAAUGUUUUCCCCACCACCUCCUUUGAUUCUCUCUCUACUCUCUUUCGUUCUCUCUCCCUCUCUCUCUCUGACCUCUGACAGAACCAUCUCCACACGAAGCAUUGGAGGUUUUUUAAUUGCUGUCGUUUUUAAGUUCUUCGUUUUUUUGGUUUUGAAAACUCUGAGCAAACACGGCGAGUCAAAGCAGAGGAGGAGGGGACGGAACGCAAAGAAACAGAAAGAAAGAAAGAAACCUGACUCCUCUCUGGUGCUGGAGGGUGAGGAUGCUAGUCGUGCCUGCAGCCCUGUGCGCUCUGGACCACAGAGAAGAACAACAGCAGCCUGUAGGAAGUCCCUGCUGCCUAACAGGACGUGACACCUGGAUUUGGACACUACAUCUCCAAUGGACAGUGACCCCACUCCCUGCAUGGGACAUGGAAAAUCAAAAACAAAAGACACACGUGCACACGAGCUCUGUGGCUCAGCACCUCUGAAGCCUGAGAGCUCCACUCAGCUCUUUGGGUGAACUUUUCUUUUUACAGAGAAGUUGUACACGGCAAAAGAUCUCGGGCCGCUGCGCUCUUUCCCAGUGUCGAUGAGGGACAUUCAGCUGCAGGAGAGCUCGUUCUGGACCCCCUCUCGCAGCCGCCUGCUGUGUGACGUGCGAACAAAGAGCGAACACUGCUGCUACAUGCGCGAAAGGAGAAAGGGGUCAUCACUUGCUGUACGGACCUGUUCCAGGCUGCAGACCAGAGAUAUACCGGCUAAACAUCACUGUGUGUUCUAUUAUUCCAAAAAAAA
This is a messenger RNA of Colossoma macropomum (tambaqui), 2090 nucleotides long. RefSeq names its product mitochondrial calcium uniporter (gene mcu). The transcript has 9 exons. Gene Ontology annotation, biological process: calcium import into the mitochondrion; mitochondrial calcium ion homeostasis. Bases 81 to 1193 code for a protein of 370 amino acids. Gene Ontology annotation, cellular component: uniplex complex; mitochondrial inner membrane. Lineage: Eukaryota; Metazoa; Chordata; Actinopteri; Characiformes; Serrasalmidae. The record is from RefSeq and is a predicted model, not a curated record. Gene Ontology annotation, molecular function: calcium channel activity; uniporter activity.